Molecule: messenger RNA, 478 nt
Organism: Tribolium castaneum (red flour beetle)
Lineage: Eukaryota; Metazoa; Arthropoda; Insecta; Coleoptera; Tenebrionidae
Gene: roh
Product: reduction of Rh1
Exons: 3
Coding region: 138-377 (79 amino acids)
Source: RefSeq, a predicted model, not a curated record
AAAAUAAAUUUUGUAGGGAAAUACCACAGGGAAAUACAGCUUUUAAGGUUGGUGUUGGAUAAAGUACGCAUGUCAGCGCAGGUGUAAUAAGAGGUUAGGUAUUGUGACAUUUCGGUUGUUCAGGUGAGACCAGCACGAUGGCCGACAAAGCAAAAAUUUCCAGACCCAUGAAAUUCCCUUACACCUUUUCUGCAAAAAUUGCCCAGUUUCCAUUCAAACACCACAUGAAGCAUAACUGGGUUUGGAGAUACUAUCCUCUUGCAGUUCUCUUAUGUAUCCCAGUUUUCGCAAAAAUCAGCAAAUUAUCAAACUCACCUGAAAACGUUGCCAAAUGGGCUGAAAUUCGCCGCAAAGAAGCUGCAGAACAUCAUCACUGAUGGGCUACGACCUAGGAGUAGUCGCAAUAGCAGCAUUUUUUAUGUUAAGUCCAACAUUACAAACUGUUCAUUUAGAAAUGGCAUAUAUAAUUUAAAAAGUU